This is a messenger RNA of Engraulis encrasicolus (European anchovy), 4217 nucleotides long. It is a transcript of the gene taf1c, whose product is annotated as TATA-box binding protein associated factor, RNA polymerase I subunit C. Gene Ontology annotation, biological process: transcription by RNA polymerase I. The record is from RefSeq and is a predicted model, not a curated record. The transcript has 15 exons. Gene Ontology annotation, cellular component: fibrillar center. Gene Ontology annotation, molecular function: RNA polymerase I core promoter sequence-specific DNA binding. The coding region runs from base 270 to 3719 and encodes 1149 amino acids. Lineage: Eukaryota; Metazoa; Chordata; Actinopteri; Clupeiformes; Engraulidae.
AAAAUCACAGGAGCCACGAGGUAGUCGAAUGGUGCACUUGUUUGACAAUCGGCUGUCUUUUCGCUGACAAAGGCCCUAUCUAUUUUUUUUCCUAAAUUGUUGAUGUAAUACGCGAAUUAGCAUCACCGGUGGAUUAUGUCCGAGAUGUUUUUGCUUCAAGCAGGACGACGUGGAGUUGAUAGUAACGUGUCCUAGUACUAACGAACAUGUCCUGACUUGUCUCUUUCGGCAAGGCCAGACCGGGGACAUGUGUUUUUGAAGGCUCCGAAAUGGACCACGAAUUCCCCGAGCGGCUCUUUUCCUCUUUUUUCAACGAUGACCCUCCUUGUCCUCGUCGACAUGCGAAUAUUGGAUGCAGAACAUCUUAUCGCCACGUGAUCGAUCAGCUCAUUGGCCAAACAAUAGAAUGGGAGGCUCAAAAUCAAGUAAAGGGAGAACAGUGGCUCCCCACGCAGCCCAUGGUGGUGCCUCUCUUGCCGCCCAACAACACUGAUGGGUCUUCUCAUCACCUCAGUAAAACUGACCCAGCGGACUUCACUCAACAGAUGCGGAAUUUUUACCUGGAUCAUUCCAAGUAUGCCUUUCAAACAAUGGGUCGCCUCCUUUCAGAAUCUUUGACACAUGAACAGACAUUUCAAUCAAUGUUAUGGAGGAGGAAGUUUCUGGAAAGGUUAAAAUUUACCACAUGCCCGAUUGUAACUGACCCCAAGACAGCUCAAUGUUACGACAAACUUUUUGAAGAUGUCAUCCACGACUUCCCUCCAGCUCUGCUGGCUGAGCUGCUGCAGGAGGAGCUGGCCUCUCAGAAGACGCAGGGCAGUUACCAGGAGUUGGCCACAGGGGGCACCCUUGGCUGUGUUUCCUUCACCGACUCCACUGACUUCCAAGAUGGCGUCCUUAUCUAUGACGGUCAGGACGCCUCACAAUCCCUCAAUUUCCAUCAGGUGGCGCUUAGGGCCGACGUCCAUGGCCUUUCCCGUCUGGAGCUGGUGGGUGGCCCUGUUAGCUGCCAACUGAACGGCCCUGUCAGGCAGAUUAGCACUGGCACUUACACCCGCACAGUGAAUGUGGGUGUGCGCUCUGACCAUUUCUGUGGAGUCUGGAUGGUGGGAGAGAGCAAAAGGCCUACUGCGCUGGAAGUCAUUCACACACAGGAGCCAGCGACAUGCCUGGUUGUGAGCCCCCACCUAUCAGACGAGUUGCUGGUGGCCAGUGAGAGUGGAGCAGUGUGUCUGUGGACAGUGGGAAAAGGACUAGCCAAAGUCCGAGAGGAGGACUCCAACCUAUAUUUCAACGCCAAGUCAGCGUGGCGCUGGUGUGAAUUCUCUUCCCAUCCCAGGAUCAUGGUCUACGCCGACCGAACUGGAGCCGACCUCACAGACUUCAGGGCGGGUGUCGAUCAUAGUUACACCUUAUUCCGCAUUGGUAUGGUGUCCGAGUCCAAGAGCGGGGAGCGGCUGAUCCUGUCGCGGUACCUCAGUGAGGUGCAUGGCCACCACCAUUUGAUGACCACACAGUAUUCUGCCUACGUCAUGGACGAGCGCAUGCCAUCCAUACCCAUGCUGAAGUGGGACCAUGGCAUGAGGAGUCCCCCCAUGUUCGCCAGUGUCCUACCGGGGACGUCGCCCCAGAGGAACCACCGCGUGCUGCUGGGCUCUCAGGACACCCAGGACAUUAUGAUGCUACAGUACUCGGGUGGCUGUGCUACUGCCUGUGUGGCACGAGGCCCCCAUCAGAAGCUGCUGAGUCCCAGUGAGGCGGUGGCCCACCUGCCCGUCCGGCUGCCCCACAGGAAGCAGGCUGUUUUGGACAGGCUGUCCACGCCAGCUGCCGGCCUAGCAGCCAUGCAGACCGGCCAGCACAUGUGUGUGUUGCAGCUGUCUGCAGCUGGGGACCUGUUCUACCAGAUUGCGCAUCUCUCCUCUGGACUCGACACACAAGAACCCUCAGGGGCCCCCGUGACCUCAGGCAGCAGGCUGAUUAUGCAGAGGUUCCGGGCUCUAGCAUCUGUCAAUACCUCAGAUGAUGAUGAGGAGGACGAGGACGACGAUCAUCGUACCAGACCGAGGAGACAAAAGGCUGAUAUUGAAGUGGUCGACUACAGCCAGGAUCUUUUUGAUGCUUCAGAUGGUGAGGUUGAAGGUGGGCAGGGAGACGGACUCUCUGCCCCCACCACCACCACUGCCUCCUCGGGUCUCAUAAAGACUACACUUCAGCCCCAUGAGGAAGUGGUGUGCAAGUGGAAAGACUGGCUCACGGCCCUCGACUCGAACCAAGCUCCUAAGUCCCCGUUCACGCAUCACGUGAUACCCGUGGAGGACCUGGCCUUCAAGGUCGCACCCGGGGGGAGGGACCCGCUCGUCGAGUUGGCCGCCCAGAGUGUGCGCCAGCAGCUGAGGAAAGGCUCGCGCGGAACCGCCGCAGCCUCGGUCCUGACCCACUCUGCCACUGACCUGCCUCCUCUCCGCGUGACCCCCGCGCCGGGGGCCGAGGAGCCCUCCAGGUGGAACGACGAUCUGAGCCAGCGGCUGGCGGUGUCGUGGCAGGGCAAGUGGAAGCAGUGGUGGCAGGACCACAUGGGGCUGAACAACGAGCUGAAGCGCCAGGAGCUGCGACGGAAGCGGCGGGAAGAGAAGGGUCGGCGACGCCGGAGCGCACCGUCGCUCUCCGGAAGCUUCGCUUCGUCCCUCAGCUGUCACUCGGACUCGGACCUGUCCGGUUUUUCGACCUGCGGCAGCCAGGACUUGGGCUCGGAUUGGGAGAAGGAGCUGAACGACCCCCCCGUCACCAAUGACUCUGAAGACGGGCCACCCUCACAAGAGCUCAACCCGACUUGGGAGUCGGAUAUCUGCCUUGGCAGGCCACUUUUCCAGAGCACGCAGGUGAACAUGAAGCUUAUCCCCGCAGCACAAGCGAAGAAGUCCAUUCUUGUAGACCGGCGGGAGGAGGCGGGUCCUUCGGCAAAUUCGGGGACGGAACGCGAGACCCUGAGUUCCACUCCCCAUAAGCGUCCCCGGCAGACAGAGCAGGAGAGUCUGGGUUCAACUCCCCUGAAGCUAAGCCAGCGGACUGGGAAGGAUACUCCAGCCUCUACACCACAGCGACCUUCCUGGCAGACGGAGCAGGAGCGGCUUGGUUCAACACCCUCAACGCCCUCCCGGCAGAGUGGGCAGAAGACUCCGACCACAACGCCACAGAGACAACCCCGGCGCACAGAGCCAGAAACUCCCCUAAAUCUAUCCCAAAGGACUGGGCCAAAUACUCCGACAUCUGCACCACAGACUCCAUCCCGACAGACUGAUCAUAAGAGUCUGGGUUCAACUCCCCUAAAGCCAUCCCAACGUGCCGGGCACAGCACUCCAACCCCAACGCCACAGAGACAACCCCGACGGACACAAGAGGAGACGCUUAGUUCGACUCCCCUAAAGCCAUCGCAGCAGGCUCCGAGCACAACACCUCAACGGCCGCCGCGACGCACAGAGCACGAGAUCAUGGAGUCGCUGUUCAGCUCCCAGGAGCCCAGUCAGUCGCUACUCGGGGCGGAUGAGGAGCAGCAGUCCCUACCCAUCAUGCACCACUCCUCCUCCUCACAGCCUUCCAGCUUCUCCUCGCAGCUCUCCAGCUUCUCCUCCUUCUUCUCAUCGCAGCGAGCGCCGCAGGUGCGCCCGGCCCGCUCGCAGACCUCCCAGCCCAAGAAGAAGAGUCGCAUGGGCUUCUAAGGACUAACAUGGAACUUAUAGCAGCAGAGAGAGAAACUUUGAUAUUGCACGCCUCCGGGAUCGUGGGCAGCUCAGGGACGCUGUAGUAACUGCUGUGCAGGUUCUGUGCGGUCCGCCUCGACACGAUCCACACCAGCUUCUUGUGGUCGGGCUUGCUGCACUCGGGCGAGGAGUACUCGGACAGGCACUGGGCAACGAGAACUCUCCACUGCUGCAACUCUGAAUCCGAGAUCUGUGGAGGAUUGGGGGGGGGUAGAGAGAAGGGAAACAAGCCCAAAGGCGUCACAACACUGGAGAUAGGCUUCACUUGCAUAAGAGCAGCCCUACUACUUCUACCGCCAACUGAGGCACCCUGCCUGAGCAAGAACUGGCUCUGGGAAGACUUGAGUUUUGAGAUUCCUCAUGGCUUGGGUGUCAUACCUCACCAGUCUAUGGAACGAUAUCGUGUGCCUUUUAUUACAUUUUGGUUCUGGUUCUUUUUUAUUUUAUUUUUAUUUA